Messenger RNA from Anarrhichthys ocellatus (wolf-eel), 2040 nucleotides. RefSeq names its product cystine/glutamate transporter. The transcript has 12 exons. Lineage: Eukaryota; Metazoa; Chordata; Actinopteri; Perciformes; Anarhichadidae. Gene Ontology annotation, cellular component: membrane. The record is from RefSeq and is a predicted model, not a curated record. The coding region runs from base 273 to 1718 and encodes 481 amino acids. Gene Ontology annotation, molecular function: L-amino acid transmembrane transporter activity. Gene Ontology annotation, biological process: amino acid transmembrane transport.
UUAGGGGGAGAGGGGGCCAUGUUGUUGAGGCCAGUGUUGUCUAUUCCUACCAAAGCCUCAUGCAAAUUCUUUAACUGCUGCAAAUGUGUGUCCAGAAGUGUUAACAGGAGGCACGGAGAGGACUGUUGAUUGGUGUUUUCUGAAAAAGCAUCAAGGGGAGAAGUGGAAAGGAUUCAGACACACAAAAAGAGGUGAGAACUUAAACAAUGUAGGUGUAAACUUCAUAUCAGCAGAAUUAAGGAAACUGAGUGUGUUCAGUUGAAGUUAUCCAAAUGGACGGGAAAGAGGAUGGCAAGAAGGAGAAGAAGGAAGAUGAGGUGGUGCAACUUCGGAGGGAGAUCGGCCUGCUGCCUGCCGUGUGCUUCAUCAUCGGCUCGGUGGUGGGCAGCGGGAUCUUCAUCGCACCCAAGGGAGUCCUGUUGAACAGCGGCAGCGUGGGGCUCUCCCUGCUGGUGUGGGCGCUGUGUGGGGUCCUCUCGAUGCUCGGGGCCCUGUGCUACGCUGAACUGGGCACCAGUUUUACAAAAUCAGGGGGCCACUACACGUAUCUACUGGAGACACUGGGGCCACUGCCUGCCUUUUUACGACUCUGGUCUGAGUGCUUCUUAAUCAGGCCAGCUGUGGCUUCCUAUGUGUCCCUGGCUUUUGGCCGCUAUGUGGUGGAGCCGUUCUUUGCACCAUGUGAUGCUCCCAUAGUGCUCAUCAAACUGGUCAGCAUCCUGGGAUUGACGUUAGUCGUGGCAAUCAACUGCUGGAGUGUGACCAUGGCCUCCCGCACUCAGAUCACCUUGACUUUCAUAAAGAUGUUCGCUCUGGUCCUCAUCAUCAUCCCUGGAGGCAUCGCACUGGCCAAAGGAAAAACAGAGAGUUUCCAGAAUGGUUUUGAGGUUGACUCAUUUAAACUGGAUACGUUGCCACUGGCCUUCUAUAACGGCCUCUAUGCCUACAGUGGAUGGUUUGCUCUGAACUUUAUCACAGAAGAGGUGAUAAACCCAAAUAGAAACAUCCCGCUGGCAAUAAUCUGCUCCAUGGUGACAGUGACAGUCUGUUACGUGCUUGUUAAUGUGGCCUACUUCACCAUGAUGACUCCCGCUGAGCUGCUGCUGUCUGAGGCUGUGGCUGUGACGUUUGCGAACCGUGCUCUCCAGGGAUUGGCUUCUGUGAUCCCCUUCCUCGUGGCGAUGUCUUGCCUUGGGGCGCUUAACGGCGGCAUCUUUGGGUCACCCAGGAUGGUGUUUGUGGCAGCCAGAGACGGCCACUGGCCCCCAAUCUUUUCCAUGAUUCACAUCCGCAGACGCACACCUUUGCCUGCUGUGGUAUUCCUGUACCCCUUGAUGGUGGUGGUGUUAAUCACUGGAGAGAUCUACCAGCUCAUCAACUUUGUCUCCUUUUCUCGCUGGCUCUUCAUCGCUAUGGCAACCUCGGGGAUGCUCCUCCAUCGACAUCGCUUCCCCAACCACCCACGGCCUUUCAAGGUGCCGCUGGCCAUCGUGGUUACCUUCACCGUGGUUUGCUUCUUCAUCGUGGGUCUGUCUCUGUACUCGGACCCCUGGAACACCGGGAUGAGCAGUGCUCUCACACUGACCGGGAUCCCAGUUUACUAUGUGACCAUCUACCGCUAUCGCGUACCACAUAGAUUGAGACGCAUCUUUGACUACUUCAGCAAGCACCUGCAGAUCCUUCUAGAAGUGACUCAACAGGAAGUCCAGACGUACUGAAGAGCUCUUUCUACUGGAUGCCACCUUAACCAGUCCAAGCAUCUUUUUUUGUUUCGAUUUUAAGCAUCCAUUUGAAUAUUGUAAUCAUUUUAAGAUUUUUUUAAAGAACACUACUACAAAACAAUGCUGGAAACAGGUUGUGUAUCUGACUUCUCUUGUAGAAUUUUACUAGCACUUUUGUGCAUUGGACUUUAUGUUACGCUUAUGUUGGACACUACUGGAGUACGAGGUGCUCACUAUCAUUCUCCAUGAACAUCUAAAUUUCUGCCUACAAAGUUUUGUAAGACCAAUAAAGUCAUUCUUGAAUCACAAAGACAAUCUA